AUGGCCAAAAUUAGGCCAUCCACAUUAGCUAUAAGGUUAACGAAAACGGGAAUAGCAGAUGAUAACAAAAAUGUUAACCACGCUCUCAAAGGGAUUAGAAAACAAAUAGGGAUACAUAACAUUGAAAAUAAAACAACCGAACAUAUACAGGAAAAAUCUGGAAAAAAAAUUAACAUCCAAGAAAUCAACAUCAAUAUAACAAAUAAAAUACAUAAAAGUAUAUGGAAUGCUAUGAAAAAAUAUGAUGCACCAAAGUUGCAAUUAAUUGAACAAAAUAUAAGAGCAAGAAACAUACAGAUGAACGGGGUCACAUAUACACUACUGAUACACGCACACCUUAUCUUCAAUGCAAAUGGAUCGACACUGACGCAACUUAUAGAAGAAAUGAAACAAAAGACCAUACACCCAGCACUCAUCAGGUUCAAUGCCAGGAUAGUGGCCUCAUGCAUAGAAAUGCAAACACUACACGCAAAACCACUCAGAAACAAUAUACUCCAAAUGGCAAGGGCAGCAUGGAUUACCGCCGUACUCAUCACACGAAGGUACCCUACCCAUGACCAUAUCAUACAAAAGGAAAUCCAAGUCGAACGCCAACACACAGAAAUAGAAAAUGAAAAACCGAUACACAUAAAACUGUAA
Babesia sp. Xinjiang is the source of this 639-nucleotide messenger RNA. RefSeq lists its product as uncharacterized. The record is from RefSeq and is a predicted model, not a curated record. The transcript is spliced from 2 exons. Lineage: Eukaryota; Apicomplexa; Aconoidasida; Piroplasmida; Babesiidae. Bases 1 to 639 code for a protein of 212 amino acids.